Messenger RNA from Vitis riparia (riverbank grape), 2356 nucleotides. Its product is annotated as pentatricopeptide repeat-containing protein At1g08070, chloroplastic-like. The coding region runs from base 172 to 2028 and encodes 618 amino acids. The transcript has a single exon. Gene Ontology annotation, biological process: RNA modification. The record is from RefSeq and is a predicted model, not a curated record. NCBI's taxonomy places the organism in Eukaryota, Viridiplantae, Streptophyta, Magnoliopsida, Vitales, Vitaceae. Gene Ontology annotation, molecular function: RNA binding; protein binding.
UUUGCUUUUGACUAUUGAAUUCCCGCCAUUUCAUUUCAUCCCCUCCCUUUCUCAACGGCUAGUAUGUUAAUUAGCAACAUUAGACAAAUCCACUCCACUCCCAUCACUCUCCUCGAAGAAGACAUCAACGAAAAAUUAUUCAUUCACCUCAUUUCUAUUUUGUUGAUGUAAAUGGAACGCUAUCUCAUAGAUUUACUUCACUGCACUCUGCCCAUAAACCAGUUGAAGCAAAUCCAAGCUCUCAUCAUCAUAAAGUACCUCUCUCUCACCCCACUUUUCAUUAGAAGGCUAUUGAACGCGUCCUUUAUCCAAUAUGCUCGCCAAGUGUUUGAUCAAAUUCCUCAGCCAGAUCAAGGCGUUCAUUGUUCUUUCAUUUCUGCCUACUCUAGACUUUCCUUGAACAAUGAAGCUCUAAGAACAUUCGUUUCGAUGCACCAAAGCAAUGUCCGGAUAGUUUGUUUCACAAUUCCGCCCAUUUUUAAGUCAUGCGCUUCGUUGUUGGCUAUUGAUGUGGGAAAACAGGUUCAUUCGUUGGUGAUACGUUAUGGGUUCCACUCAAGUGUGUUUUGUCAGAAUGCUUUAAUUAAUUUCUAUGCUAAAAUUAAUGACUUGGGUUCUGCUGAAUUGAUUUUCGAUGGGAUUUUGGUGAAGGACACAAUUGCUUAUAAUUGUUUGAUUUCUGCUUAUUCAAGAUCUGGUGAGGUUUUAGCGGCUCGAGAACUUUUUGAUAAGAUGAGAGAUAGGAGUAUUGUUUCAUGGAAUGCUAUGAUCUCUUGCUAUGCUCAGAAUGGGGAUUAUCACAAAGGGUGGAUAAUUUUCCAAAGAAUGCAGGAUGAAAUGUGUGAGCCCGAUGCAAUUACUUUGGCCACUGUACUCUCUAUUUGUGCUAAACUUGGGGAUUUGGAGAUGGGUUUGAGGAUUAAGAAGCUUAUUGACAAUAAAAAUCUGGGUUCAAAUAUGAUUGUUUCAACUGCGAUGUUGGAAAUGUAUGUCAAAUGUGGGGCUGUUGAUGAUGGGCGUCUAGUAUUUGACCAUAUGGUCAGAAGGGAUGUUGUUGCAUGGAGUGCCAUGAUUGCAGGUUAUGCCCAAAAUGGGAGAUCAAAUGAGGCCUUAGAGCUUUUUGAAAGCAUGAAAAGUGCACAAAUUAAACCUAAUGAUGUUACACUUGUUAGUGUUCUAUCAGCUUGUUCUCAGUUGGGUUCAGUAGAAACUGGUGAACGCAUUGGAAGUUAUGUGGAGAGUCGAGGCUUAAUUUCAAAUGUUUAUGUUGCCUCAGCGCUACUGGGUAUGCAUUCUAAGUGUGGAAAUAUUAUAAAGGCUCGCCAAAUAUUUGAUAAGCUGCCUCAAAGAGAUAAUGUUACUUGGAACUCAAUGAUUAUGGGGCUAGCUAUUAAUGGUUUUGCGGAGGAUGCAAUUUCUCUUUACAACAGAAUGAAAGAAAUUGAGGUGAAACCGAAUAACAUAACAUUUGUAGGACUAUUGACAGCCUGCACCCAUGCAGGCCAUGUUGAACUGGGUCUUGAGUUUUUCAGAAGUAUGAGGUCAGAUCACAACAUUUCACCAAAUAUUGAACAUUUUGCUUGUAUUGUGGACCUCUUUUGUAGAUCAGGAAGACUAAUAGAUGCCUAUGAGUUUAUAUGUAGGAUGGAAGUGGAGCCCAAUGUUGUAAUAUGGGGCACAUUGUUGAGUGCAUCCAGGAUCCACUUGAAUGUAGAGCUUGCUGAGCUUGCAGGGAAGAAAUUACUAGAACUAGAGCCCGAUAACUCUGGGAACUAUGUCAUUCUUUCUAACAUAUAUGCCAGUGCCGGCAGAUGGCAAGAAGCACUGAAGGUGCGGAAGUUGAUGAAAGAUAAGAGGGUGCAGAAAGCAGCUGCGUAUAGUUGGGUAGAAGUGGAGGACAGGGUGCAUAAGUUUUUAGUCGGUGACACAUCCCACCCUAGAUUUGAUGAGGUUUAUAGCACCAUUGAUGGUUUGGCAUUGCUUUCGACUUGGGUUGGUUAUGAGUUGGAUUUUGAAAUAGAGGCCUGAUGAGUGGAAAAGCUAGAAAUCAUAAGAAACCUGCUAGUGCAACUGCUAAAGUGUAUUGGAGGUUAUACCUAGGACCUUUUAUUGUUUUCAUAGUUUGGAUGGAGUUUGGCCACCCUUUUCUCUUGCUUGUCUAUCCAAGCAAAAGAGGAUUAAAAACCAGGGUAAGGUUUUUGGUUGGCUACCAUUCUUCUUUGAUUAUACUGUAUCUUCAUUCAAAUAGUAGACAGUGAACAGUCUGGAUUUCCUGUAAGUUUCUAAUGCCUUUCAGUCCCGGGAGAGGAGAUGGAUUAUUCCAACUUGUAAUUUUAUAAAUUUUUAAUCAGUUAGA